Messenger RNA from Mytilus californianus (California mussel), 3244 nucleotides. RefSeq lists its product as uncharacterized. NCBI's taxonomy places the organism in Eukaryota, Metazoa, Mollusca, Bivalvia, Mytilida, Mytilidae. The record is from RefSeq and is a predicted model, not a curated record. The transcript has 6 exons. Bases 2655 to 3098 code for a protein of 147 amino acids.
AUAUGGUCAUCAGUUUUGCUGUAUACAUCAUUUAAGUUUCAUUUUGUAAAACGAAACUUUGACACAUCUUACUUUUCUUUUUAGCGGUGGUUUCCGUUACAAAGUUUUAGUAUUUAUUUAAGUUUUUGUCUUAUUUAUAUAUUAAAUAUAUUUGCCGCUGUGCACGGACUUGAUUUACUUUCAUUUUCUCUUGCCUUCUACGUAAAGUGUAAGCAUUGUUUAUACGAGAGGCAGAAUUCACCAUAGAGAUAUUCAAACUUAUGAGUUGAUGACAAACUGACAACACCAUAGAUUGAAACAGAAAAAACGACUAAAAGGCAAACCAGAGUAUACAAAACACAUCAUCAUCGAAACAUAGAGACUGAGCAGCACGAACACCAUCACAACACCGGGUGUUUCAGAAAGGUAAGAAGAUCCUGCACCACAUGUGUUACUUGUCGUGUUGUUCAUAUAAGUACAAACUAGAUGACCAAUCUAGUUCGAUGAUGUUACAUUUGAGGAAAAGAUGGCUUGAUUGUGAUUUAGACAAUUGGGACAUAUCCGUCGUAAUCGGUGAAACAGAGAUUGCAUAACGUUCCACCAACUGGUGAUAACCAUCGUAAAAUUGUCGAAGGGAUGAUUUCAACUUAACUACUUAUAACUUUUGAAUUAAAAACUUCCAUGUAAGCAGUAAAUCUCUAUCAAAGAAAUCUUGAUGGGGAAAAAUUAUCAAAUACCAGAAUAUUUUAUUCCAUCCACAAUACGAAAAUGAAAUAAGCUUCAUUUAAAAUUGGUAACAUCAGCUCUGCUCUGAAUAAACCAAAGUAAAGUUACAAAAGAGGGGCGAAAGAUACCAGAGGGACAAUCAAACUCAUAUAUCGAAAAUAAACUGACAAAGCCAUGGCUAAAAAAGACCAAGACAAACAGACAAACAAAAGUACACAGGAAACAGCAUAGAAAACUAAAUUAAACACGAACCCCACCAAAAACUUGGGGUGGUCUCAGGUGCGUCGGAAGGGAAAGCAGAUCCUGCUCCACAUUUGACACCCGUCGUGUAGCUCAUGUUAUAACAUAAAAUUACAAAGUAGUAUCUGUACGGUCCGUGGAAACUGAAUAUUAUCUUAACUCAGUUGCUAUGUUCCGACUCAUUUUUUAACUUUGACCUUUUCAAAGCUAACAUUAUACGGGAUCUUUUCUGUCAGUGUGGGUCUGAUAUUGAGGAUAUUCAUUAUUUCUUUGUCGUUUGACCCCAAUACAGUACAUGUAUAGAAAUUAACUCAAUAUUAUUUUUCUAUGUGUUGUUAGUUAAGUGUUUGCAAUUAGCGUGUAGGUUUCUAUUCGUCAUAUGAGUUUUGAAUGUUCCCCAAUUUUGUUCAGCCUCUAUUUCUUAAAUACUUUUAACGUGUGUUAUGUGCGUUACGUAAGGGGUAUUUGAUACAUGAAAAGACUACUAAAAGCGAUUGUAAUCAUGUAAUUCCAUUGCUGGUUUAUUCAUAUUUGUUUUUAUAAAUCACUUAUAAGUAAUCUGCGCAUGGAGAAUACCUUUGUUUCUUUAUGAAAGAGUAUGUGAUAUUCAGUCGAGAAGUUGGGGAUAGAGAUUUUUAGGGGAGGAGAUACCCAUUUUCACCUGUUGCUAGUCCGGCUUGAUUUUUCGCCAUGCGACAAUAACGUUACCUUUGUACACAACUAUUCUUGCAUUUUCAUGGCAGAAUAUUCUUUAUUAUCUUGUCAUUAAUUGUUUAAGUCUUUACCAGCCCAGAAUAUUCAUUUCGACAUCCUCCUGUCUCCCCCUCCAGAAGAUCGAAUGGUUAUUCCCUUUAUUUUUUUAAAUAUCCGUUUGAAUAAAUUUAUCAAGCAAAUGAAAUAGUCUUGUAAUUAAAAAAAAUCAUCGUUGAUAAACGAAGACAAUUUAAAACAAGGAAAUAAUUUGUUCUUGACAGUCAAUAACAUCAAAGAGUUUGUUUAAUACCCGAAUGUGAUAAUUACUAGUUAAUUAUUAAUUACACGGAAAACAAAAGGGUCGGAAAGGCUGAACAGCAGUUAAACACAACUGGAUACUUCCUUACAUCUGAGUACGUGACGUCAAAGAAUUUAAAGGAAUUUCUAAGUUUAGGGAACAACCAUUUUAUUUCAAGGGGUGGGGGUGUUAGGGGUCAUGGUUUUUUCCUAAUAAAAAUAUUCUGAUCCCUAAUUUGAUGAUAAAGAAAAAUAUUCUGUUGAAGCAGAUGUCAACAAAAAGAUUUUGAAAGCAUAUUCCCCCCAUACUGCAUAGUGUUCAUUUAAAAUUUAAAUUUGAUUGAUAAUGUCGAAAAAUUUCAUAAAUUUGUUCGCACUUUGCGUGAAAAAAAUUCUCGAAAAAUUACCAUACCCCCCUCUUCCAGUAACAGCCAAGAAAUUUCCAGAAAAUUCGUAAAACUUGUUUAUUUACUAUAAUCAUAUUAUAGAUAUAUAUGAAUUAUUCGGUGUACCGUAACAAAUAUUUAAUGAGUAAAUUUAUGUACCGUUCGCGUCUUUUCCCUUUUUUAUUUUUAAUAUUACUCUCAAUUUGAUUUAUUUAUGAAAAAUGUAUAUUCCUAUUCUAAAAAUAGUACCGGUAGUUUCCUGAUUCUUCAAUUAUUUAUUGACCUUGUCAAUGCGAUUUGGGUCAUUAUUUGUUUCAAAGAAAAUGUAAACAAAUGGCUGAAAUUCGACUGAACAGGGAAUUUAUAGAAAUUUCCAAAGAUCCGCCUCCAGGUUGUUCAGCCGGCCCAUUAGAUGAUAACAUAUUUGAAUGGAAAGCCAUGAUCGCAGGGCCAUAUGAUGAUACGAAAAGUCCUUACGCGGGAGGAGUUUUCUUCUUAAAAAUGAUGUUUCCCUAUGAUUACCCUUGGAAACCCCCAACGAUUAAAUUUCUCACAGAAAUUUACCAUCCAUAUGUUGAACAGAGCACAGGGAAAUUGUUUUUAAAUAUACUUAGUUCACCGUGGUCACCAGAUUUAACUAUAUCAAAAUUAUUACUGUGUAUAAAAGAAUUCUUGGAUUCUCCAGAUCCUAAUUGUGGAAAAUUGAGUUUAUUGGAAGCAUUCAUGUACAAUAAAACGGCGGCUGAAUGGACACGAAAACAUGCCGAUGUUAAAUGAAUAUUAGAAUAUAUUAUAUCAAUAGUGUUCCCUUGAAUUUGUAAUACGCGUCUCAGGUUAUGUUUGUACAUCCAUUAAGUUUAUUUGAUAUGUUUAUUGUGCUGAGAAAACUGUUAUAUGAUUAUAAAUUGUAUGUGUUAACAAAA